Centropristis striata (black sea bass) is the source of this 1619-nucleotide messenger RNA. RefSeq names its product phosphatidylinositol 5-phosphate 4-kinase type-2 gamma-like. Gene Ontology annotation, biological process: phosphatidylinositol metabolic process. Gene Ontology annotation, molecular function: phosphatidylinositol kinase activity. Lineage: Eukaryota; Metazoa; Chordata; Actinopteri; Perciformes; Serranidae. The record is from RefSeq and is a predicted model, not a curated record. The coding region runs from base 1 to 1233 and encodes 410 amino acids. The transcript is spliced from 11 exons.
AUGUCCUCUCCCGGUGCCACCUCCAACCCUCUGAACAGUCUGGCGCCAAAAAGGAAAACAAAGAAGAAACACUUCGUGCAGCAGAAAGUGGAGGUUUUCCGAGCCAGUGACCCCGUGUUGAGCGUGCUGAUGUGGGGAGUCAAUCACUCGAUUAAUGACCUGAGCCAGGUGCCUGUGCCUGUCAUGCUGCUUCCAGACGACUUCAAAGCCAGCACCAAGAUCAAAGUCAGCAACCACCUCUUCAACAAAGAGAAUCUUCCAGGACAGUUCAAAUUCAAAGACUACUGCCCGCAGGUGUUCAGAAACCUGCGAGAGCGCUUCGGAAUUGAGGACCAAGAUUACCUGGUGUCUCUGGCCCGCAGUCCUCCACUGAAAGACGAGGAGGGGCAGCGGGUGGAGCUGCUGCUGACAUCAUUCGACCGCACUUUGGUAGUAAAAGAAAUCUCCAGUGAGGAGGUGGAAGAAAUGCACAACACCCUCUCUGAGUACCACCAGCAUAUCGUCACCUGCCACGGCAACACGCUGCUGCCUCAGUUCCUGGCCAUGUACAGAGUCACUGUGGAGAGCGAGGACACCUACCUGUUAGUCAUGAGGAACAUGUUCAGCCACAGACUGCACGUACACAGGAAGUAUGACCUCAAGGGGUCCCUGGUGUCUCGUGAAGCAAGUUUUAAAGAGAAGGUGAAGGAGCUGCCCACUUACAAAGACAUAGACUUCAGGAAUAACAUGCAAAAAGUUUACGUGAGCGACGAGGAGAAAGAGAAGAUCACGGACAAGCUGAACAGAGAUAUCGAGUUUCUGGUGCACAUGAGGAUCAUGGACUACAGCCUACUUCUGGGUAUCCACGACGUCGAGCGAGCCGAGAGGGACGAGGAGGAGGAAAUGGAGUCGUCCUAUGAAGAGGAAGAGGAGGAUGAAAAUGGCUUUGCUCCUGCUCAAGGCUCCACCUCCUCUGAAGGCAUCGGUGGCUACAUGAACUCCUUCAAACCCAUGGGUCCCGGCGAGUUCGACCCGUAUGUGGAUGUGUACGCCAUUCAGAGCGCUGUAGGUGCACCCCAGAGGGAGGUGUAUUUUAUGGGUCUGAUUGACGUGCUGACACAGUACGACACCAAGAAGAAAGCUGCUCACGCUGCCAAGGCUGUCAAACACGGGGCAGGAGCAGAAAUCUCAACAGUUCACCCAGAGCAGUACGCUAAACGUUUCCGGGAAUUCAUCACUAAGAUCUUUGCCUAGUUCAGUGAUUUAGUCCAGGAGCCUCAUUACAGAAAAAUGUGACAACACUUGACAGCACCAGAAUAAUUUGGGCAAAUCUGCAGGGUGUCAGUUUGGAACAAUACAACGUUCAUCUCAGCUCCAAUGUGUGAUUUAAGCUGCUAAGACUGAUGUUAUAAUGUUGCCAAAUACAGAUUUUAAAUAAAUCACAACAACACAACAAUGUGAAUAAAUACCAGCUGUUAAAUACUGACAGCUUCCAUUAAUGAGCUCAUAUUUUAGAAUAAAUUGAAUGAUAUUUAACAAUCUAGCAUGUUUGCAUUAUAUGAAUCCAUUUGGAAAUGUUCAUCAUUGAAUGUAUUAUCAACUAUGAUAUGAUUAUGUGCUAUUAAAAGCUGUUUUCACAA